Sander lucioperca (pikeperch) is the source of this 2824-nucleotide messenger RNA. It is a transcript of the gene afg3l2, whose product is annotated as AFG3-like AAA ATPase 2. The transcript has 17 exons. Gene Ontology annotation, molecular function: zinc ion binding; ATP binding; metalloendopeptidase activity. Gene Ontology annotation, biological process: protein-containing complex assembly; mitochondrial protein processing. Bases 118 to 2526 code for a protein of 802 amino acids. Lineage: Eukaryota; Metazoa; Chordata; Actinopteri; Perciformes; Percidae. The record is from RefSeq and is a predicted model, not a curated record. Gene Ontology annotation, cellular component: membrane; m-AAA complex.
AGAAGUCCAGCAGAGUAAAGAUGGCGGAGCGCUGUGAUUACGGACCAGAAAUGUUGCAUUAGAGUCCCGUGUAGAGCCCGGUGGUGCUGCUGUGUUUGUGCCGGUGCCGGUGAGAGGAUGGCGCACCUUUACCUGCGGCUGUCAGCCGGCUGUAGGAACACCUUCCGGCGGCUGCUGCCCUCCAACGCUCCGGCCAGGCUGGCGAUGUAUACGACCACGGCGGAGGUGGCGAGGGGGCGGAGCCUGCUGAGUGACCUGCUGGGAGCCUAUCAGAGGCUGAGCUCCAGACCUCCCAAAGGUUUUGAGAAAUAUUUCCCAGAAGGUCAGAAAACUCCAAAAACCACGGAAGCUGAAGCAGCAACCAAAGAAGCCAAACCUGCCGACGCACAGAAAGCUUCUGGGAAGUCUGGAGGAGGAGGAGGAGGAGGAGGAGGAGGAGGAGGAGGAGGAGGAGGAGGGAAACGAGGAGGGCGUAGGGAAGAUUCCCACUGGUACACCCGUCUGCAGAAGGGAGACGUCCCCUGGGAUGAUAAGGAGUUCAGGAUGUACCUGCUGAGCGGAGCGGCGUUCUGGACAACCGUCACGUAUUACGUCUUCUUCAGGGACGGAGGACGAGAAGUCACCUGGAAGGACUUUGUUAACAACUACCUGACCAGAGGAGUGGUGGACCGGUUGGAGGUGGUCAACAAGCGCUACGUUAAAGUGGUCUUCUCUUCAGGGCAGACGCCAGUGGACGGGUAUGUGUGGUUCAACAUCGGCAGCGUGGACACGUUUGAGAGGAAUCUGGAGACGGCGCAGUACGAACUCGGCAUCGAGGGAGAAAACAGACUGCCGGUGGUUUAUUCCACCGAGAGCGACGGGACGUUCCUACUGAGCAUGCUCCCCACGGUGCUGAUCAUUGGCUUCCUGCUAGUGAUGCUGCGGCGAGGGGGGGUGGGGGCAGGGGGGCGGCCCGGCCGCGGGAUGGGGGGGCUGUUCAGCGUUUCCGAGACGACGGCGAAGAUCCUGAAGGACGAGAUCGACGUGAAGUUCAAAGACGUGGCCGGCUGCGAGGAAGCCAAGAUGGAGAUCAUGGAGUUCGUCAACUUCCUGAAGAACCCCAAACAGUACCAGGACCUGGGCGCCAAGAUACCCAAGGGAGCCAUCCUGACGGGUCCUCCAGGAACAGGAAAGACUCUUCUGGCCAAAGCGACGGCCGGCGAGGCCGACGUGCCGUUCAUCACCGUCAACGGCUCCGAGUUCCUGGAGAUGUUCGUGGGCGUCGGCCCCGCUAGGGUGCGAGACCUGUUCGUCAUGGCGAGGAAGAACGCUCCCUGCAUCCUCUUCAUCGACGAGAUCGACGCCGUCGGACGCAAGCGAGGACGAGGGAACUUCGGAGGACAGAGCGAGCAGGAGAACACGCUGAACCAGCUGCUGGUGGAGAUGGACGGGUUCAACACAGCAACCAACGUGGUCGUUUUGGCGGGAACCAACCGGCCGGACAUCCUGGACCCGGCACUGAUGAGGCCAGGACGCUUCGACAGACAGAUUUAUAUCGGUCCUCCGGACAUCAAAGGCCGAGCGUCCAUCUUUAAAGUGCACCUGCGUCCUCUGAAGCUGGAGACGGAGCUGGACAAAGACGCUCUGGCCAGGAAGAUGGCCGCCCUCACACCUGGCUUCUCAGGCGCCGACAUCGCUAACGUCUGCAACGAGGCGGCUCUGAUCGCCGCUCGCCACCUUUCAGACGCCAUCAACCAGAAACACUUUGAACAGGCCAUUGAGAGAGUCAUCGGGGGUCUGGAGAAGAAGACUCAGGUGCUGCAGCCGGAGGAGAAGAAGACGGUGGCCUAUCACGAGGCCGGCCACGCCGUCGCCGGAUGGUUCCUGGAGCACGCCGACCCACUGCUAAAGGUGUCCAUCAUCCCCCGGGGGAAGGGUUUGGGCUAUGCUCAGUAUCUGCCCAGAGAGCAGUUCCUGUACACGGCUGAGCAGCUGCUGGACCGCAUGUGCAUGACUCUGGGCGGCCGCGUCGCUGAGGAAAUCUUCUUCGGACGCAUCACGACCGGCGCUCAGGACGACCUGCGCAAAGUCACUCAGAGCGCCUACGCACAGAUCGUCCAGUUUGGGAUGAAUGCGAAGGUGGGUCAGGUUUCCUUCGACAUGCCGCGGCAGGGCGAGAUGGUUCUGGAGAAACCGUACAGCGAGGCCACGGCGUGUCUGAUCGACAGCGAGGUCCGGGUCCUGAUCAGCGAGGCUCACCUGAGAACCCACCGGCUGCUGAGCGACCGCAAGACCGAGGUGGAGAAGGUGGCGCUGCGGCUGCUGGAGAAAGAAGUUCUGGAUAAAAGCGACAUGGUGGAGCUGCUGGGCAAACGUCCGUUUGCUGAGAAGUCGACGUACGAGGAGUUCGUGGAGGGAACGGGAGGUAUGGACGAGGACACGACGCUGCCGGAGGGUCUGAAGGACUGGAACCGUGAGAGGAAGGAGAAACCGGAGACUCCCGAGGAACAGGUGGCCCGGCAGAUCUCUGGAGGGAUGCCUUUCUGAAGAACUCUACUGCUAAUCUAAAGGAUCGUCUGUCUGGAGAACAUCAGGAGCUCUGAGAACAUUUCCUCUUCAGACUGUAGAGUUCUCACGCUUUCUGUUGGAUGUCUGCGUUCUACCCAUGACUUCAUCUGAUCAUAAUCACCUUCACGUUAUCACAUCUCUGGAGGGAACUCACCCUUAACUCUCAUACCCACCACUAUAGCCUCUUUCUGACCAGAGGGAUUUCUGCAGUUCCUAGAACAUACCGUUCCUAGAACAUACCGUUCCUAGAACAUACCGUUCCUAGAACAUUAUGUCC